Messenger RNA from Scylla paramamosain (green mud crab), 3521 nucleotides. RefSeq lists its product as uncharacterized. Bases 194 to 1012 code for a protein of 272 amino acids. The transcript has 7 exons. The record is from RefSeq and is a predicted model, not a curated record. NCBI's taxonomy places the organism in Eukaryota, Metazoa, Arthropoda, Malacostraca, Decapoda, Portunidae.
GAGGGAGGGAGAGGGGAGGUGACCAGGGAGGGACAGAUGCAUUUAUAUUUUCCCCAGACUCAUUUUCUCCCACCAGUGUUCACCGGGACGUCGCAGAGGGAGGACUGCAUCGCUCGUCUUCUCCUGACCCCCCUACCCCUCUCGUGUCCUGCUUAGCUCACCUGUAUUCCCGCUGCACCUCUGUUAAUUAAUAAUGGCCAAACUCUUCUUCUAUAUUAUAUUUCUGGCAAUGUUGUCGGCAAGUUGCAAUGCGGGGAACAAUUGCACCACCGAGGCACACUCGAGACAGAAGCGGCUGAUUAUAAUGACAUCUGACCGCAAGUUUGCCUUACCCCUUGGCACUGUGAUGCUGUUGACGCCCACUUUCAGCCUUCCCUUCGGCAGGAACCUUCCCAGCGGCUACGGCUCCUCCCUCACCAUCUCUGUGCCUUUCAAGGUUUCCUUUGACGAGCUUGGCCUGACCUCAUCUGAAAAUCCUUUUAGCAUCUUCCCCGACUUCCUCUUUACUAGGAAGAAAAGAGAUGCUGACCUUCCUGGCAUCAACUGGGCUGGAGGUGACAGAGAAAUGCUGUACCAAGUAGUGGAGGACUCGCUGCACAACCUGGGUCUGGAUGGCCAAGCGUGCCUGUUGAGAGCCAUCUGUGAAAUGUUCCAGGUGCCUCUUAUCAACCACGGCUUUGUUGGGGAGGUGCUCGAGCUGUUCUUCAGCGUGAGUCGGGCGCCACACGCUGACAAGAGACUUGGGGAAUACCUGGAGGCGGAACGUGCCGGCCGCUCCACUGGGGACUGCUCCACCUACCACCUUGCCUGCUCCCAUUCUCUCUUCACCCCACCAAAGCCCAUGAAACACACAGAGGAUUACAUGGAAUACUAUGCUAAACCAGAAGAGAGUAAUGAAGGGAAGAGGACCUGGAGUCACAAGAACCAGAAGAAGGAAGACUACAAAGCAAACAGUGCCAAGAAAACGACCACUAAGAAGCAGAGGAGGAGAUGCGUUCGCCAGCACAGUUGAUGGACUAGGCAGCAGCUGACUGACCCAAGCAACACCCAAAUGACCUGAUCUAACCUACCUCGGGUUAUGGAGUGUCUGGUGCACCUCUGCGUCACUGCCAGACUUAAUGCUUGUGGUUCUGCGGGGAGGAGCGUGCGGCAGCUGACUUGUUGCGAGACUUAGAGGCUUGAUUUGAAAGAUGGUAUAGUGACUGUUAAGUUAAUCUGUCGGUCACACAUGUACGUACAGACUUAGGAAGCAUUAUUUAUUUAUUUAUUUCGGUUCUGUCCCUUUCCACCAGGGGCCGACUGGGCUGAGAGUGUGAAUGGUGUGUGUGUGUGUGUGUGUGUGUGUGUGCGUGUGUGUGUGAUGGCUUGUCUGGGCUGACGUAUAGGUAUGUUUAUUUGUUAUGUAAGAGGGCUAAUUGGUCUAGGACAACAAAAAAAAGGUUUAAAAAAAGGGCCUACUGAAGGUAUAAGUCUCAAAAAACUAUAUUAAAAAAUAAGUAUCCAAAAUUGGAGGAUAAGUAUCUUGAAGCCUCCAUCCUGAGAGAGUUCAAGAUAAAGGCAGCAGGAAUACAGAGGUAGGCAGGGCAUUCAGGGUUCAUGGCAGUGCUUAGGGCAUUAAAGCAGAGAGAGAAUGCCAAGGGACAUGACUGAUCUGUUUGGGACUAAAAAGAAUAAAACUGCAUGAUGAUAAGAUGGAAAAUUACUGUUUAUUGCAAGAAAAGUGAAAGAAUGCAGGAAAAUUAGAAGUCUGAGAGACAUGUCAUCUGUUUGGGACUAAAAAAAGAAUAAGACUGCAUGAUGAUAACAUAGAAAAUGACUGUUUAUUAGAGGAAAAGUGAAAGAAUACAGGAAGUUGAGAAGGCUGGAAGACAUGACAUCUGUUUGGGACUAAAAACGAAUAACAUUGCAUGAUAAUAAGAUGGAAAUUCCUGCUUAAUAGAUGAGAAUUGAGAGAAUAGAGUGCUUAGAGAAUACAGGAAAGAGAGAAUGAAAAUAAGACAUGAUUUAUCUCUUUGGGACUAAAAAAAAAAACAAAGAAAAACAUGAUAAUCAGUUGAAAAUUAUCACAUGUAUUGCCUUAUAUAUGUAAGCAGGGCUCUGUAGGUGAUGAUGUGAAUAAGAAUGAAAAAUAAUGAAGUGAUAUAUUAGGAAUGUGAAUUUAUAUUUUUGAAAAGUUAUCUGAAAAAGGAAAGAAAUGAAAGCGUUAGCUACAAAAAAGUACAAAAACAAAAUGUCCUUUUGGAAGAAGAGAUUAAUAAUUAUUACAGUGUUCCUGAGGUAACGGAUGAAAGAGUUGUCCAUGGUAGGAAUAAUUGAGAAACCUAGAUGGGGAUUAUUAGGUAAGGCAACAAUUAAUAAGCAAUACAUUUUUCUUUAUUCUGUGGAUGAGUGUGGCCAGCUGUGGUGUGCCUAAGCUCCUGGAGUGUAGCAGAGGGGUGCACAACUGUCACUAUCACUACUACUACUACUACUACUACUACUACUACUACUACUACUACUACUACUACUACUACUACUACUACUUCUACUGUUGCUUUUCACCAGGGGCUGACAGGGCUUAGAGCGUGAAUGAUGUGUGUGUGUGUGUGUGUGUGUGUGUUGCCUUGUCUGGGCCAGCCUGGUAGAGAGGGAUAGUUGAAUAGUUAGUGCAUUGCUGUAUAUUGAAUAGGUGUAGGGAUGAAAGUCAAGUUAGAGAAAGAGAACAAAAUGGGGGAAAAAAGAAGGUUUGGAGAGAAAUGAAGGGUUCGUAGAUAUUAAUAGUUUUGAAAUAAAUGUACAUUUUUCACCUCUUUUCCUUAUUUUUUCUUUCUUCAUUUUGUGGCAUGUUGAGAGGCAUGUGUGAAAAGAAAAGAAAAAUGGAAAAGAAAAGAGGAAUGAAAGUGUUUACAUAUUAAUUAAUGGCUUUGGAAUGAAUUUAUUUAUGGUGUUUAUUUAUUUAUUUAUUAAGGGAAAGUUGAGCAUGGUAUAUCAAAAUACAUAUAUUAAUUACAAUGACGCCCUACCAUGUAUCAAACUUCUGAGUGCAUUUAGGUAGACUGUCAGGAAGGGAAUUAAAAAAAAUGUUGGCGAUUUGAAUAAGAAUAACAGUAACGAGAUGAUGUUGGUGAUGAGCAGAAUAAGGUGAAGCAAUAGAGAGAGACGUGAUGUUGGUGAUGAGCUGAAUAAGAAUAGUGAGAGGAUGUGAGGAAGGGAACCCAUAUUUUUGACGUUAUCAUUGGAAGAAAAGAAAAAUUAGAUGAAAAUGUUGGUAAUGUUAUUAGCUUAUUAUUACACUAGAGAAUAUAUAUAUGGCAUUCUGUGUUUGUGUGAGGCAAUAAUACAAAGUAGAUAAGUAGAAUAAAUACAAAAGUACAGUAUAAAUGUAUAUGUACCUAUUUAAUAAAGGCAUUGUGUGUGUGUGUGUGUGUGUGUGUGUGUGUGUGUGUGUGUGUGUGUGUGUGUGUUGUAUGUGUUGUAUGCAAGCUAUAAAAUGUUGAUUGACACUGUAGAAAAAAGAAUAAAUAAAAUCAAUGAAUAAUUCA